UUAUGUCACUACGGUAUAAAAAUUUAUAAUAUUUUUAAUUAAAAAUAAGCGAAUUAUGUAAGUAGUCGGAUGCGGGAUGUUUAUAAGAGUGAAAGAUGGCGACUCUUCCUCCGAGGCGAAGUAUCAGUUCCUCUAAAGCAAAUCGUCAACUUUUAUCUCAUUUGCAGAUUCUUUUGCAAAUGGGUUUUCCUAAACAUAGAGCAGAGAAAGCUCUUGCAGCUACAGGAGAUAGGGGUGUUCAGCUUGCUGCUGAUUGGUUAUUAGCCCAUGUUAAUGAUGUCACACUUGAUGGAGAUACUCCUAGAGAGUAUAUUUUAUAUUUAUGCCCUACUGGACCAUUACAAGAACAAUUACAAGAUUUCUUUUCUUUAUCUCUUGUACAAUGUGGAAGAAAUGGUGCCCAUAACUAUUUGCCACAUAUUACUUUAUGUUCUUUUUUUCAGGCACCAGAUAAUAGCAUUUCACAUCUAGUCCGUGCUUUAAAACAUGUUGUAGAAAAAUUAAGGCAUGAAUUGCCAGAUCGGAUAUGCCUUGAACAUUAUACAUCAUCUACGUUUCUAGGUUUAUUUGUUGCAGAUCAGCAUAAUGAUUUGCUGAAGCGUUUAGCAGUUCAGUUUAUGCGGGAAGUUUCAGAAUAUAUUGUGACAGAGAUGGGAGCCUUAGAUGUGCUUGGUACUUGUUUUCCUUGGUGUUCUUCUUCUUACCCUUCACUUACAAAGGGAGGGUCUCGCAGGCGUAUACAAGUUGAACCAUAUCUAAAAGCCCUUCAUAUCACGUUAGCAUACCAGUUUCAGCCAGAACAUUAUUCAACAUUGGAACGAUUAACCAGAGAUAUUGAUACAGAUGCAGCAGCUUGCUGGGAACUAAGAUUAUAUUCACGUGAUACAAGAAUAAAAGGAAAUGAGGUGCACAAAGUGUUAUAUUCUCAUGUUCCACAAGAACAAGAUGAAUUAGAACUUUUAAUUGGUGAUUAUGUUUAUGUUAAUCCUGAUCAAAUCAAUAGUUCUGUUGAUGGUUGGGUAGAAGGAACAUCAUGGUUAACUGGCUGUACAGGAUUCCUUCCAAUAAAUUAUAUUGAAAGAUCAGCUGAAUCUGAUGCUUGGACCUUACACAGAUCUGUUCCAUUGUCUAAAAAUAUUAUUCCUGAUAAUACUGAAGAUAAUUCUCUCUCUAAAAGAUUACUUCAACAAAAUAGUGAUACAAAGCAGUCACCUAAACUUCAUCGCCAUCUGCAAUCUUAUGAAGAACAAGAGUUAUUAAAUAGUCCAAAACAUAGUCCUCAUUCAAAAGAAUUGUCUUUUACAAAUUCUGGAAACACAAAUAGUAUUAGAUAUAAAAGAGAAGACCAAAAGCAAAUGCCCAGACAGUUAUUUGUUAUCAGGCAUGCAGAAAGAGUAGACUUCACUUUUGGUUCAUGGAUUCCAAUUUGUUUUGAUAGUACAGGAAAUUAUGUAAAGAAGGAUCUAAACAUGCCAAACAUAGUGCCUCCCCGCAAAGGUGGACCUCAGGAUUAUUUAAAAGACUCUCCACUUACAAAAAUUGGCCUGUAUCAGGCAUCUCUUACUGGUGAAGCACUUAAAGAGUCAGCAGUUGAAUUUACAUAUGUUUAUAGUUCUCCUUCUCUGAGAUGCUUACAGACUUGUACAAAUAUCCUUAGAGCAUUAGGACAACAGUAUUUGAAGAUCAAUGUGGAACCAGGAUUAUUUGAAUGGUUAGCUUGGUAUCAAGAAGGAAUGCCAACUUGGAUGUCAAUUCAGGAACUUUCAGAUUAUGGAUUUAAUGUUAACUUAGAUUAUCAACCUCUUAUUGCUGCUGAUGAACUGAAAGACAAAAGAGAAUCAAUUGAACAAUAUUAUUUACGAAGUUUUUAUAUUGUAAAGACAAUCAUUAAAAAUACUGAAAAUGGAAACAUUUUAUUACUUGGACAUUCUGCUAGUCUCGAUUCUUGCACGAGACAAUUAAUUGGUUUAGCUCCACGAAGCACGAGUGAUCUCAUACGUGUUAUUCGUAAAACUCCAUAUUGUGCUAUAACAGUUGCCGAAGAGGAAGCAGAUGGAAAAUGGAAUCUAGUUGCCCCUCCAGUUCUUCCAUUAGUGCAUAGUGCAAAUGGACAGCAUGAUUGGAAGACGCUUUUAACAUGAUUAUACAAAUCUGAAAAUACAAAUUUAUGCAUUUGUAUUUACGUGUUUGUGUGUAGCUAAGCCAAGGUAGUUCAAAAAAUUUAAUGUUUAUUUUAAUUUUCAAUAUGCAGUAUUACAUAAUAUAUAAUUAAUUUGUAAACAGAAUGUUUUCUUAAAUUAAGAAAUGGUAUUUUAUUAAAUUAUUUUUUUAGUUGACCAAAGAUUUUAAAAAAAAUAUUUAUUUCAUACCAAUAUUUGUACUACAGAUGACUAUAGAAAAGACAGAUUUUGAUUCUUAUCAUUACAGUAUUUAAAUAAUCUGUGUUAAUUUAUUAUUAUUAUUUUUUUUUUUUAUUAAACUAAGUGUUAUUAUAUAUUAAGAAAUGUAAUGUCUGAAACUUGUGAAAGAUCUCAUUCUGUUUUCUAGUCAUACUUAUUUUUUGAUUGUGGCUUAGAAUUCUAUAAGCAGAAUUUUAAGAAUAUAUUAAUUUAUGAUUAAUUUUAUCCUUUAAUAUAUAUACAUAUGUAUAAUUGUAAUUUUAAUAUAUUGUACAUUAUCUUGUUUUUUCUUUCCUUACUUAUUUUAUCCAUGCAUAAAGAUGAUCUUAACAAAAGAGCAAAUAAUAAAAUUGUACUUUUGCAUUGUUACUAUUAAAAAAUUACAGA
This is a messenger RNA of Centruroides sculpturatus (bark scorpion), 2786 nucleotides long. It is a transcript of the gene Epp, whose product is annotated as protein UBASH3A homolog. The coding region runs from base 96 to 2141 and encodes 681 amino acids. The transcript has 13 exons. Gene Ontology annotation, molecular function: protein binding. Lineage: Eukaryota; Metazoa; Arthropoda; Arachnida; Scorpiones; Buthidae. The record is from RefSeq and is a predicted model, not a curated record.